This is a messenger RNA of Wyeomyia smithii (pitcher-plant mosquito), 5933 nucleotides long. RefSeq names its product actin-binding protein WASF3 (gene SCAR). Gene Ontology annotation, biological process: positive regulation of Arp2/3 complex-mediated actin nucleation; actin cytoskeleton organization. Gene Ontology annotation, cellular component: cytoskeleton; SCAR complex. Bases 1129 to 3009 code for a protein of 626 amino acids. The transcript is spliced from 6 exons. The record is from RefSeq and is a predicted model, not a curated record. NCBI's taxonomy places the organism in Eukaryota, Metazoa, Arthropoda, Insecta, Diptera, Culicidae. Gene Ontology annotation, molecular function: actin binding; Arp2/3 complex binding; protein kinase A regulatory subunit binding.
UGCUGCAGUCCGAUUCGAGAUCCAGUUGGAAGGAGUUGUUGAGUGUUUAAAUUGAAGUGUUCGCCCAGUUUUCAUUAGGCAAGAAAUGUUAUUUUCGGGUUUGAUGUGCCAGCAAGGAACUUAACACCUAAAUAGAGGCUAUUUUUCGGAGAACAUUGGCUGUUCAUUUGAGAUAUCUAACAAAAUAGUGCUUCAAACAACAGUAAAACUAGAAUCGAGCGCGCUGUUGCGGUGGUAGCGUAAUUUGUGCACAUAUACACACACGUAAACUCGAACGCACGCAUACAGCUUAGGGAGAAGAAGACGUCGACAAAGCAAAAGUGACAGCUCUGCGGACGACGUCGGAUUGGCACCUCCAGGAGAGUGAAGUUGUAAGCAACAUUUUUUUCCAGUUUAGCUCGCCAUAGAGUUAGAAAUUGUGUGAAAAAAGUGGUGAAAGUUUGAUGAUAAAUUUAGUUGCAGUUUCCUGUACGGAUUUAGUGUAAUAUUCAAACAAAAGUUUACCAUACGCGAUACUGCGGAAGGUAACUUUUGCCACUCGAGGAUAAUAUUCGAGAACCGGAGCAACUUGAUGAUGUGAAAGGUUGGGCGAAGAUUGCUGUGUCUUGCAGUUCACUAAAGUUAUCAAAAUAAAGUGUGUAUUUUUACUGCGGAAUAGUGUUGUUCAUUUGACCAAUAACAAGCGGCGCGUGAUAGAGUGAUCUGCGAUUGUGAAGAAAACCUGUAAUAGUUCAAGGAAAACUUCCAUCGAAAGGAAAUAAAUUCAGUUAAAGAACGAGAAGCGCAUUCAUACGGCAGCGGAUAAGGGGAUAGGCGUGGUGAGAGACGGAACCAUUGCUGAUAUCAUUCUUCAAGACAAGCGACAAGCAAAACCUUGUGAUAUUCCGUCAUCCAUAGCCGUUCCACAGCCCAGGAGUGACAUUCAAAUCCACAGGUCGUGAAAAUGUGUCUUCCUCGGCAGGCAAACUAAGCAAGUGGCUGGCAGCAGGGAAGAGCAAAACCCACCAGCCACGGGGCGUACCUGCUGUGAUUAGGCAUCGUGCGACAGAACUGGUGGAUAGCAUUUACCCAACAGCAGUAGCAGCAAUAUCAGUAGGAGCAUAGUAGCAGUAGCAACCCGGCAGCAAAAUGCCACUGCCGAAGCGACUCAUCCAGCCGGUGUACGUGGCCCGGUCAGUGUAUGUGAGAGAAGAACUUCCGGCUGAACUUGAAACGGUAACUAAUACCACCCUCACCAACAUCGUCCGGCAACUGUCGUCGCUAUCCAAACAUGGAGAGGAUCUAUUCGGAGAGCUGACACGGGACGCAGGCAAUCUAGCCGAGCGGGCCAAUUCGCUUCAGGCACGGAUCGAUAGGUUAGCUAUCAAAGUAACCCAACUGGAUAGUACGGUGGAGGAAGUUUCACUUCAAGACAUCCAACUCAAGAAGGCAUUCAAAAGUGCGACCGUUUUCGAUCAGCAGAUUUUUUCCCGACAGACAAUGCCGACCGCUAUGUUGGAGGUCUAUCAGGCUUGCGAUAAACCGCCACCACUGGAUAAAUUAAAUUGUUAUCGAGACGAUGGCAAAGACGGUCUCAAAUUCUACACAGAUCCUAACUACUUCUUCGAACUAUGGCGACAGGAAAUGCUAAAGGACACAGAACGAGUAAUGCACGAUCGCGGUAAAAAGGUUCACAAACCGCGUGGAACUGACGGUGGAGUCGAGGGUGGUCGACAGAAGAAACGACCCAGAGCACCGCACAAUACACGCGAGAAGCAACGCCAGCGGGCGAUUGGUCAUGGUGAAACCCUAAUGCCUAACAAUGUGAUCUACCGAACACCGAAUGCGAUUGCAGCAGCCAAUGAGGAAGCACUGUACAACAGCACCAUGGGUGGCAAUAUUAUUUAUGAUUCCAGGAACUCGGGACCGGCAAGACCAAAUUCGAUUGAACUGCGACGAAGUUACCAGCCGGAAACUGUGGAUGGUGGUUAUGCACCUCCAUCGCCACACUACCAGCAGCAACAACAGCAAAUGGCACAGCAGAACAGCUAUCAACAACAGCAGUCAAUGUACGACGAGUUCCAUAACCAAUCAAUGUACGGAACCAACUCGAGUCAAAUAUCGCAGGAAAGCUUAUAUGCCCCUGGUACUCCUUCGCGAUCAAAAUCGCGACCCUCCCAGCCACCACCAGCGCCACCAUCGACAGGAAGCGGCCAAGGAACUCCUAAUGUAUCGAACGCCAAUACACCUACACGUGGUCGAAGUAUGUCUACGGGUCGAGACAAUCUGCCGCCUCCACCACCGAUUCCGGAAGGUCUUCAAUCACCGCCAAAUAUUCCCAAUGGUGGAGCCAAUGUAGCCGCGAAGCUUCUGAACCGAGCCAACUCGAGAGCGGGCUCUCCUCAGCUCGGGGCCAAUGGUCAGCCCACGCAACCGCAGCAUCAAAUGAUGGGCAUGCACGGUGGAGCUCCACAACCACAGGCAAUCAUCGACCAGAACCAGAUCGCGUUGGCACAGUUGAAUCAGCAGAUUAACAAUCUGAACAACCUCAACAUGCAGUUGAACCAGCUGUCCAUGAAUGAUCUUCCACCGCCGCCACCGAUUCCGGAACAGCUUUCGCCCAAGCAAUCGCCACCGAAUGUAGCACCGCCGCCGCCGCCACCGCCUCCGCCAAUACUGGACGGCCCGCUAAGUCCCUCGAAGCCCCCGAUGACGAACGGCGACAUUAUGCCCAUGCCCAACGGCAAUCUGAUUAUGGGCCAAAUGCACCAACUGAAGAAGAUUCCCCCGCAGGAGAAAAUUGCCUACGAAGAUCCUCGGUCCGAUCUAAUGAAAGCCAUUCGAGACGGAAUCAAACUGCGUAAGGUAGAACAGCGGAACGAUGCCAAGGAGAAUGAUCGUACCAUCGAGCGGCUGCAUGAUGUGGCCUCGAUUCUGGCACGGCGCGUCGCAAUAGAACUAAGCGAAUCGUCCGACUCGGAGAGCGACGACGAUAGCGAGGGGUGGAUGGAGAAUGAAACGUCCGCAUGACAUCACGAGAACGCUGCCGCUGCGGCCGUUACCAUUGCGGCCGGGGGCGGUGGCAAGAAGAAGUAAAUGACAGUGCACUACCUACUGGGCCCUGGAUUACAACAGUCUGGUGGCAAAGGUCAGCGUGUCGUAUCGACGAAAGGAAGUAAGCGAAACACAGCAGAUUACUGUUGCCCUCAGAGCGAGCCAUUUUGUCAGGAUGUGGUAACUGGUAGGGAUUCCAACUAUGCGGAAGUGGGUUUAUUUUUCUUAUUUUUCUUUGGCGUGAAAUAUUUUUGUAGGCGUCAAAGGAGAUUAUACGAAUUCAUAAGUAACCGCCUAUUUCGGCCCACGCAGAGAGUAGAGAUCAGUGAUAUUGCAAAAGAUGUAUAUUUUACUGUAAAUAUACUAAGUUAUUUAUUACUAUGGGAUGAAAGAUUUAAUUAGGCAGAGUUUAUUUUUUCGUUUCAACUGUAGCGUUUCUUUUUUUAAUUUUUACCCAUGCUAAUUUAAACGAAAUUGCGCGAAAAAGGGUAAUAAUCAAAAACGAUGAAAGUUGAUAAUAUUUAAGCGGUUAGAUCUUAAGCACAUAUUCGCAAAAUUAUUUUUGCAGCCUGUACCAAUUCGUAUUGCUAUACUUAUUUGUAGUGGCUUUCGAAAAUUCGUAGAAAUCAAAUCGGCAGAGUAAAGUGAGUCCCUGAAGCAAAAGAAAAAUGGUAAAGUGUGGCACAAUUUUCCAGUAUUUAUUUGCAGCGCCGCCUAUGAUAACAUUUAGAUUUUUUUCAGUUAAGGAAAAUUCUCGUUUUUAAAAGAACGAUAUAGGGUAAUCGCUCCAUUAUUCAUCUCAACAGCUUGGUGCACCUAUAUUCAUCAUAUUUCUCUCAUUUGUCCAAUUUACCGUCUAAUUUCUACAAAUUUUUGAAAGUAAAUCUAUUUGCUUCUCGGUUUUCUCAAGCGGCUGAAAAUUUUACGUUGAAAAUAUGGUAAAAUUUGACGAUAAAUUGAUCAAAAAGGCGUGAUCAGAUGAUACAGGUACUGAGAUGAAUAUAGGAGCGGUUACUCAUAAUUUUUUUCACACCGGAUACCUCCUCUAGCGAUUUAUUCAACUGAAAAUUUUGAAAUGCCCACUUUUCCAAAAAGCAACAGAUCAUGUGCCACAACGUACAUUCGAUAAUCACGAGACUGUUGAAAAAAGAAACAAACCAUUAGAAGCAAACUACUCUCAUUCCACAUGCCCCUUUAUAAAUCUAGAGAACAUGCAAAUGCAAAUAAAACACCACGAAGAUUUCUCUUUUUUUUGGAAAGCAACAAUAGCCCAGUCUAGCGAGUAAAUACUAGGAUAUAAAGGUAAAAUUUAGCAGCAAAUUAGAUCAGUCAAAGACUCAGAUAAAAUCGAUAUUGCGCCAGCAAAAGUGACUAUUUUACGCCAUUUGGAAUGGACUCAGAAGCUCAAAUAUAGCGAAAACUUUGCUAAUUAGUGUCGUAGAAAUCUUUAAGAUAUGUACUGAAAUAUCCAAGCACUUUUUCGGUAACUAUUCUUCACAAUCAUCUAAAAUUGUCCUUCUUAUUUGUCUGUUGCUAUGUCCAUGUAUGCAAAAUCUAUUCUACUUUGUGCAGUUAUGCUCUUGAUACUCCAGGAAAGCAAAACAACCACAAUCUCAUACUCGAUUUUCCCCUUCAUCGUAAAAUAUAAGUAGUCGUUUGCCGCUUCGCUUCUUUUACCUACUCAGAAUUAUAGAAAAAAACGCUUGUCAAAAGGUAAUAUGUGUUGAAAUGCAUCAAAUGCUUGAUAGGAAAAUCCCGGGAUCGGAGAGCAAGUCUAUCUAACAUUUUACACUCGAAAAGACUUACUAGGAAACGAAAACUGAAAUUGGAACCGUUUAGCUACAGCAUAGAUUUCAUACUACACAAUACAAUGUUUGGGACACUGGCAUCCAAGGAUGCAUUAGCAAGCAGAUAGUGUACUCAGCAACACCAUAGCCAAUUUAAUACCAAAAUUAUUUAUAGUGAAAACUUUGAACUGUCUUAUUAACACACCUAUAGUUGUGCAGUACUAACAAAAGGGAAAAUUAUAAUCAAAUGAAAGAAACCAACACACACAGGCAACCACAUUUGAGGGUAUAUUAGCGCUCCGGCGCUAUUCAUAGUUAGACGAUAAAUAUGUUAAUCAACAGUAAUGAAAACAUAAACAUUCUUCCAAGUCCACACCAACAGACAUUAACUGAAACUAUUGAUGUGGGAUGCAGUAAGAUAAAGAUACCAUAGAAGAAACCCAUUCACUCAACCGUCUCGAAAUUACAUCCGAUGCAGACUUCAGUCUGCUCUGUUUUGCGAGAACGGUACGACAAAUGACACAAACCGACACACAAAAUACAUGUUAUGUGUAGCUUAUGACGAAUGAUCCAGAAUAAGCCUUUCGCGUAUGCGAUAUGCUGUGACAAACAUUAUGGGAAACGAAAAUUGUCGGAAUAUAGUAUAGAGCCAAGCAAAGCAUAAGCAUAAUAUUCAUUAACCUUUGAGGCGAUAAUUGUUUAUAGGAAAAACGUCAUAUACUAAGCUGUAACUAGUGGAAGGUCAAACAACACUAACGAUGUAUGCAAAUCACUUUGUGAAAUAUUAGGUUCGUUUCUAGUUUAGUAAGUAUGUAUCUGAAAAUACUAUGCAAAUAGAUUCCGUUUCGCAGUCUUAAGCGUAAAGAGAGAUUCACAUUUUGUUUAUAUAGGUUAGUGUAUAUCGGUUUUUUUUUUUCUGUACUAUUCCAGUCGUUCUUGAAAAUUGUUUUAUAUUUUUUAAACUACUAAUGAACUUGAUCUUAUUUUGCUGUAUGAUAGAACAACAACAACAACAACAAACUAUUCGACUACUGUAACUUGAAAUAUGAAGCUUUGCGAAUAGUAAACAAUGAGUAUAAUAUUAAAAGUUUAUUAAAAUAAAGAAAAACUUAA